AGCCUGCACUCAAGAUAUUUGAACCACUUGUAAAGUUCCCAAGUAACGACGACCUAAGAACAGUUGUAUCGCAAGAUACAAAGUUUACGCGCAAGUCAACUCAAUGCGAAUGAGCUCAACAUCUUGGUUUUCCAUCUCGUGAACCAACCAUGACACAGGAAGAGAAAUGGUAAUCAGUUAAGAAGAGCGGAGCUUGAGCCCUACCCAAGAAAGUGUCACGUGUUUUAUUCGGCGCGCAUUCCCCCGCAGAAAGGCGAACAAGCGUACACUCCGAGUGGAGGGAGACAAGGAGCACUCUCAUUGCUAACGGAACUGCACAAAAGGGCAGGAAACCAAAAACCUUACGGAGAAAAAAAGAAGCGUCGAGCCACUCAAAAAGGUUUGAAAACAAGUUGUUGAUUUUGCAGGAGGGACAUAGCCGAAGAGAUCCGGUCAAGGGACGCGUUGUAGCGCCUUUGUGCAAGGAGGAGAAAGUUUUGUAAUCUGCAACCGACUCCAGCAAGAGAACAACCAACGAUUGUGAUACGCAUUGGAGAUAAACAUGGUACUAGCAGGGAGGACAAGUCUUGGAUUUACGCUUUUACUUGUGUUUAUAACUGGCAAUCAAGGACAAAGACAAGCUCCAACAGUCACACUGACUCCUAAAGACUUUGCAGGCGUCACACGAGGAUUUGUAUAUAUGAUAUGUAACGUUACUGGCAGCCCGAUGCCGACGUUAACGUGGUAUAAGAAUGGGAGUGUAAUCAGGAACUCUCGAAUCCAGAUAUUUACAAUGCCUUACGGGGGGCUUAUACGUAUUGGACCUCUCAGGGCAAAGAUACAUAAGGCUACCUAUGAAUGCGAGGCAGAUAAUGGAGUGGGACCACCACUACGGGACUCUUCGACUUUAAUCGUUCACACAGCGAGUACGAAACCCGCAGGGUUCCCACGUAUUGCCAAACACCCUUCGUUCAAGCAGAGAAGGAGUGGGGAUGAUGUGACAUUCACGUGCGCAGCAGUAGGAACUCCAACGCCCAAUAUCACGUGGUUUAAGGAUAGAUUACCCAUCGUUCUUAACGACCCUCGUGUCUCGGUUCUGUCGGACGGGAGAAAGCUGCGCAUUACUGACCUGCGCGAGUCUGAUAAUGGAAAAUACUCCUGUGUGGCGAGGAACGCCUUGGGAAUGGUGUUCUCAAGUCAAGCCAUGCCUGCUAGGCUCUUUAUUGUUGUCGUGCGCAGUAAGCCGGAGUUCACGCUCCGACCUCAGGACAAGACUGUUGACCCUGAUACGGACGUGGAGCUGAAGUGCUCGGCACGUGGAAGCCCCACCCCCUCCAUCGUGUGGGAGGUGGACGGAAGCCGGAUCUCGGGGCAGAAUGGCGAGCUGAUCAUCAGGGGCAUCCAGAGAUCCGGGAAUUACAGCUGCAUCGCGGACAGCAACAUGGGGCGUGUGCAAGCUUACGCCUAUGUCACCGUCAGAUUGCUACCGUUCGCACCCUCCAGACCGAACGCCGCCUCGAUCACAUCUGACGCCAUCAAAAUCACGUGGCAUCCGCGUGGCGCUCACGUUGUGACGUCAUACGAAGUACAAUAUCGAUUGAAAGGCAAAACCGAAUGGCAGGAGAUUACUAACGUGCGCGGUAUGCAGUCACUUGUUGUGAGUGGGCUCAGGCCUUUCUCGUCAUACGAGUUCCGCGUGUUCGCUGUGAACAGCCUGGGACGGAGUCGGCCGAGCCUUAUGGCCGAGUACACUACGUCUGAGACAAAACCUGGUUCCGCGCCUCGUAAUAUUGAAGCCAUGGGAGUAUCGGAUACGUCUUUUAAAGCUGGCUGGCUUCCACCAAUCAGCGCCAAUGGUCGCAUCCGGGGCUACAGGCUGUACUACUCGCUUGACCUAUUGGAGGAUAUCAGUCAGUGGCGAUUCAUGGCUUCGUCGACGAACUCCACUACGGUAACCGGGCUAACGAGACAGACAACGCACUUCUUUAGGAUCCUCGCGUAUAACAUCGCGGGCGACGGACCUCUGUCAGAGGUGGUCGCAGUCAAGACCCAAAAAGGAGUUCCAGGCCAACCACGCAGCGUUCAGCUUAGCGUCCUUUCCUCCACCGCCAUCCGUGUCACGUGGUCCCCGCCUCGUUACCCUGGUGACGGCAUAUUCGGCUAUGACGUGUACUAUAACAAGAGCAAGCAGGACAUGGACACUGUGAUCGGGGCGUUCCAGAUGAAUACCAAGGAGAUCAUGGGACUAACGCCCUAUACCGUGUAUAAAGUCGCGGUCGCCGCAAAGUCGGACAAGGGUGUCGGUCCGAUGUCUUUUGUGCUGACUGCCCGGACGGAUGAAGAUCGUCCAAGCGACGCACCUCAGAAUAUUCAAGGUCGUAGCCGUGACUCGACAACCCUGGAGAUUAGCUGGGACCCCCCUCGUCCCGAACACCGCAAUGGUCUCAUCACUCACUUCACUAUCAAGUACCGGGCGAAGGGUCAACGGGGCGCAAAGUACCUGACCGUUGACGCUACCAAGACCUCAGUGGUGCUGCACAACCUGGACAAGUUCACGAAUUACUUCAUCUGGGUACAGGCGAGCACCAAGCAGGGUGACGGCCCAUUCAGCGACAAGCACACCGUCUCCACGGCGGAAGACGUGCCUAACGGUGCCCCACGCGACGUGCGAAUCCGUGUCCACAACUCGACUACCAUGACAGUCAAAUGGAACCCUCCCACCACCAAGCAGGAUGGCAAAAUUCUUGGUUACAUGGUGUUCUACACGCGCGUGGACGACCAGGGAAACCAACUGAGACCACCCGCUCAACCGGAGAGUAAGGACUCCAUGUCAGAAGAGAACCACAAAGUCCACCUGACUGGCCUAGCGCCCGAGACCACCUAUCAGAUCGAGGUCGCCGCCUACACCAUCAAGGGUGACGGAGCUCGAAGCGUUACACGACUCGCCAAGACCAUGGCUCAGAGUCCAGACCCGCCCUUCGUGUACCUUGAACGAGCGAGCGGAGACCCCAUCUCGGACGUGACCCUUGCCUGGCGCACGUCUGCUACUGGUGUUAUUGAAUACAAGGUGCGGUACGCCAAGUCUGUCAGACGGCUGCGAGGGAGAGAUCAGGGAAAUCUGAAGAUGAAAGAGAUCAAGUUCAAGUCACACACGACCAAGCAAAAGUUCCAGUCGCUAGCAAAUGGAAUCUGGUACCUCUUCAAUGUCUCUCUUCGAACUAAAGCCGGCUGGUCCCCCGAGACGUCCAGAUGGAUCGAGAUCCCGCCAGGACCCCCCUCGGGACCGCCGCUGAAUGUUCGCGCCGUCGCCGUUUCGUCAACAAGUGUAGAGGUCACGUGGUCUGCCCCUGACAUUUGGAAUAGGGGUGGUCCCAUCCUGGGCUACUCUGUGAUGUAUAACCCAGCCAACAAGCGCGGUGACGUGACGGUGAAGAAUGUGACCAGCCCGAACAUCUUUAAGGUCGUGCUCAAGAGACUCAAGAAGUUCCGCGAGUACGAGGUGCGCGUGCGCGCCAUAGGCAUGCUGGGAAUGGGCCCCGCUAGUGAGCCCUUUAUCGACCGGACGAAGGAGGAUGUACCAAGUCAGCCUCUUAAUGUUGGCGCGGUUGCUCAGGGCUCGUCUACGAUCCGAGUCACGUGGCAUCGCCCUAGACAUCCGAACGGCAUCAUUACGGGUUAUACCGUCAUCUAUACCACCAAUCCUAAACUCAAUAAAAACCAGUGGAGCGCCAAACGCGCCCUUGGUCGUUCUACUAGUCUGGAGGGGCUUUCGCGCGGCACGGAGUACUGGAUACGAGUGGCCGGGACCACUGACCCUAUACUGGGGAUUGGGGAUUACUCCAAGGUCAUAUCUGUCAAGACUCUUAUGUACGAUUUGCCUGGAGAGUGCCGUGACGUUCGGCCGCGCACGGUGGGUAGUGAUUGGGUCAUACUGGAGUGGCUUCCCCCAAGGAUCGACGCUGGGAUCGUAUCUUACAAGAUCUCCUAUUAUGGCUCCAAGUCAUUCAAGCAGAAUGGUAAGGACACUCCCCUGACCCACGCGGACGAAGUACGGGUGGACGCUCUGACUGCAGAUGUGCAGACUUUCAAGGUGCAAGGGCUUGUCCCUCACAUGAAGUACACCGUUAGUCUGUCGGCGUCUAAUGCAAUGGGCGAAGGGCCGCGCGCGGAGCUCAGUAUUAGUACCAAGAAGGGCAAGCCGCCGGCGCUGGCUAAGCCUACCAUGCUGAGGGACGAGAUGAACAACGGGCUUAUCCCAGUCGAGCUGCACAGAGCUAGCGAGAAAAACGGACCUAUAAGCUACUACCUCGUGGUAGUGGUACCCUUAGACAAGGACGGAAAGUACCCGCAAGGAUCAAACCCAGAUGAGUAUUUCAAGAAAGUUCGUCGUAGCGCACGUGAAGCCGGCCAAGUGAAGCCCUACAUUGCCGCGAAAUUCCUCGCAGAUCAGCUUCCCAAGAAGUUCCUAGUUGGAGAUGAGGGUUUUAAGAACCAGUAUGGUUACUAUAACAAGAGACUGGUCGCUAACAGCUACUACACCGUGUUCAGCAGAGCUUAUGUGCAGACAGACGACGGGGACUUUGUCUACACAUCAAGUCCCUUCACAGACCCUGUGCUUAUUACAGCUCCACCCAGUGCAGCUGGUCUGUCCGGAGGAGGCAAGGGCGGGCUCAACCUUGCAUAUGUUAUCAUCCCUGUUGUGCUGCUCCUAGUGAUAGUGACGGUCAUCGUGCUCGCGGUACUCUACGUCAUGAGAAUGCGUCGGCGUAGGCGCAGUAAGAAGGAGUCCAAGUGUAAGGACGAGGAGAAGUCUGAGCCGAGUGAUCCCGUGGAGAUGCGCAGACUCAACUUCCAGACACCCGCCAUGAUCGACCAUCCGCCAAUCAGCGUGCUGGAUUUACCCAAGCAUAUCGCUAUACUCAAGGCUGAUAACAACAGCCAGUUCACGCAAGAGUACGAGUCGAUAGAGCCUGGCCAGACGUUUACUGCAGAUUCAUCACAAAUGGAAUGCAACAAGGGAAAGAACCGCUAUCCUAACAUCCAUGCAUAUGACCACUCGCGAGUACGUCUUUCCUACAUAAAUGGAAUCGAGGGCUCAGAUUACAUCAAUGCCAACUUUUGCGAUGGAUAUCGCAAGGAGAGAGCAUACAUCGCAACACAAGGCCCCAUGCAGCACACGGCCGCCGAUUUCUGGCGUAUGGUAUGGGAGCAGCGUACAUUCACGAUAGUGAUGCUGACCAGAGAAGAGGAGCGCGGGCGCGUCAAGUGUGAUCAGUACUGGCCCACGGACGGCACUGACGUGUAUGAAGGUAUCGAGGUGUCAUUGGUAGACUGGGUUGAGCUUGCUAACUACACGAUAUCCACGUUACAGAUAUGCAAGGAGGGGGCUUCUCAGCCGCGUGAAGUCAAACACUUCCAGUUCACAGGCUGGCCGGAUCACGGUGUUCCUGCACAUCCGACGCCAUUCCUAGCUUUCCUAAGACGAGUAAAGUUUUAUAACCCUCCCGAUGCCGGACCAAUUGUCGUUCACUGCAGUGCUGGUGUGGGUCGCACCGGAUGUUUCAUCGUCAUAGACUCCAUGCUUGAGCGGCUCAGGCACGAGGAGACUGUGGACAUAUACGGUCACGUGACGGUACUCAGGACACAGCGGAACUACAUGGUUCAGACCCAGGAACAGUACAUCUUCUCCCAUGAUGCCAUCUUGGAGGCUGUGUCAUGCGGAAACACGGAGGUCCACGCGCGCAACCUUCUCCAUCAUAUCAAAAAGCUGACCGAGCUGGGCAAGGGCGAGGUCACGGGCCUCGAAGAAGAAUUUAAGAGUUUAGUCGAUCCAAGUCAAGCCAAGAAACACAAGUACGGCGCUGCCACGCUAGCGAUCAACAGACCCAAGAACAGAUUAGCCAACAUCCUACCAUAUGAGACGACUAGAGUACACAUAUCCCCCGUGAGAGGAGUAGAGGGCUCGGACUACAUUAACGCCAGCUUUAUUGAUGGUUACCGGCAGCGCGGGCUUUUCAUCGCUACCCAAGGUCCUUUGCAAGACACCGUCGAUGAUUUCUGGCGCAUGUUGAUGGAACAGAACUCGAAUAUCAUAGUUAUGCUGACGCAAUUGCACGAGGGCGAAUGGGAAAAGUGCUAUAAGUACUGGCCUACGGACCGCUCGGCGCGCCAUCAGUACUACAUCGUGGACCCGAUAGCGGAGCAUGAAUACCCGCAAUUUGUCAUCCGGGACUUCAAGGUCAAGGAUGCAAGGAGUGAUACCGUACGGAACAUCAAGCAGUUCCAUUUCUUGGGCUGGCCUGAGACAGGCGUACCUAAGUCCGGGGAAGGGAUCAUUGAUCUGAUUGGUCAAGUCCAGCGGGCAUAUGAGCAGCAAGAAGAAGAAGGACCAAUCACAGUCCACUGCAGUGAUGGUGUGGGCCGAACGGGCGUUUUCACUGCUCUUUUCAUCGUGUUGGAGCGGAUGCGAUCAGAAGGCGUUGUAGAUCUUUUCCAGACCGUGAAAUUACUGCGGACACAAAGGCCCGCCAUGGUUCAGUCACAGGAACAAUACCUGUUUUGCUACAAGACCGCGCUCGAAUACCUCGGCUCGUUUGAUCACUAUGCCAUUUGAGCAACCUCGCAACCACUCAAGAGGGCUGUGGUGUAAAGAAAAAGUUCAUGUUGAGAUGUGAUGCGCCGCGUGUCGCCUCGAGAUGCUGCGUGUACGCUGCGCGUGGGCUAAUGGAAUUAUUAUGAACUCAGAGAAGUCGCGUGUACGGGUAACUCGUGCACGGCUUGACAUGAGAUAAACUUGAAAUGCGGCGUUCAUGGACUAAAAUGCUCCGUUCAGAUAAACCAGUGCUGCAUAAAGAAUAGUCAUGGGUAAAAAGUUAAGGCUGGAUAUCUAGCUCUCAUGGAUUGGGCAGGCUGUCAUAGACAUGUAGCCUUGGAUGAUAAACCGACCAAUGAAUCUACGUAAAUGCAGCAUUGAACUAGCAAUGAUGUCCGUCGCUAAGGGAGCAUUAUAUGACUAUAGAAAAUUCCUGCAGUGGGACAAAGUUAUUCCACUCGACAGUACUUAGAACAGUGAAUUUCAAUUUGUGAUUUUGUGUAUAAUAGACAUUUUAUUCCACGUUAUUUCAAUCAAGGAGAUAUACUAAUUUGAGAAAUAGAGUUAGCAAAGUUGACAAGCUUUAUAAUGAGGUAGGAAACCUUGGAUCUCCUGCAUUCCUCCAUUUGUCCUUAACCAUACUUCUGUUAUGGGGGUUCCUUUUAAAAAAACGUACGUCGCCUUUCUUGGGAAUAAAAUUCUCUAUAGACAAACCUUGAAAAACAUUUUUUUCACUAUCAUACAUUAACAAUUGUUGGGAAAUUGUGUAGGUAUUCAGUAUUAUAAUUGCAUAUUGCCAGAUUAGCUUGCCUAGGCUCGGUAAGGUAGUAUUAAAUGAUAUGAAUCUAUUUUUAUACUUAGUGUGAUAUAGAAAUCCUCUGUAAUCGUAACAGGUAAUCUUGUUUAUUUUUAUACCAGCUCCAAAAUUGAGCUUUCAACAAAUUAAUCUUAAGGCAUUGAGAAGGGAGGUAUUUAAUUAAAUGGGUAUUUUUAGACCGAAAUAUGACAAUUCAGGGCUAUUGAUGCUUGAACUAGUAACAGUAUGGCAAUACGUUUUAAGGCUUCAGAACGCUUUGUACAAUUGCUGGGCUGUAGUUGCAAAUGCCAAACCGAAAAGUGCUGACUAUUCAAGACUUUGAGGACCUUUAAAGAUCUUGAAUGAAAAUUUAUGAUAACCAAUAAUGUGUACAUAUUUUUUAAUAAGAAGUUUUUAUUUUUGAAUGCAUGUUUUCGUACGUUUGUAUGGAGAGAAUUUUAUAAAAAUCGAGACGUCAAAAUCUGACACAGUAGUGCAGAGAACAAGAAAUAAAACCGAAGUAUAAUAA
Nematostella vectensis (starlet sea anemone) is the source of this 7896-nucleotide messenger RNA. RefSeq names its product receptor-type tyrosine-protein phosphatase F. The transcript has 33 exons. Bases 542 to 6592 code for a protein of 2016 amino acids. Gene Ontology annotation, molecular function: protein binding; protein tyrosine phosphatase activity. Lineage: Eukaryota; Metazoa; Cnidaria; Anthozoa; Actiniaria; Edwardsiidae. Gene Ontology annotation, biological process: protein dephosphorylation. The record is from RefSeq and is a predicted model, not a curated record.